This is a messenger RNA of Anisakis simplex (herring worm), 618 nucleotides long. The record is from the annotation of a GenBank genome assembly. Lineage: Eukaryota; Metazoa; Nematoda; Chromadorea; Rhabditida; Anisakidae.
AUGUUUUUCUCGUUUUCAGACGCCCACGACGUAGUCCAGAAGUGUUGGCUUCCGUUCUCGAUACGUUUAAUUUGGUAUGAUCUCUUUAGUCGUGCUGCAAGCUUGCACCUGGAAUACGGUCUAGUUGAUGAUCCCAUUGUGAACGAGUUUGGUCUUGAAUUGAACUGUUCCGGGGAAGUAUCUGAAAAUGGUAAAGGUGCAACUCCUUUCGGCGCGGCUCCCAUGCAACUACUAUCCAUGCAGAACUCAACACCAAUGCUGCAGAUCGUUGUGUCCGAUUAUGUCACUAAUUCGUUGAUGUAUCAUGGACAUAAGAUCGGAUUAUUCAACACACGGGUGGAUCCGAGCUCACCACAAAUCGGUCCCGUGCUACGAACAACGUGCGGCCUCGGUUCAGGACCGUUGUUCUGUCUAGGCGAUAUACUUCCAACUUUGCGUCAAUAUCAUCCCAAUAAGAGCAUCGCUAUGGACUUCCGAAGUGUUCAGCAGCCUAUUCUCAUCUAUCGAUCCAGUCCAGAAGGUUUCCGCUUCAAAACCACUCACUUGAUCAUUUUUUUCAGCGAUAAUUUGUGCAGCUCUCAGCUAAGAAUUUGUGGUUUUGCAGAAAAUAAACGUUGA